GAACGCGGGCGGAAGUGCCGCGGUGCACUGUGGGCGCCAUGCGCGCCGUGUACCUGCUGCGUUCCCGCGGAUCCCCCCGGGCCCGCGGCCCCCGUGGCGGAGGUUCCGCGGCCUACGUGGGGUUCACGGUGGACCCGCGGCGGCGGCUGCGGCAGCACAACGCGGGACGGAGCGGCGGAGGGGCCAAAAAGACCAGCGGGAGGGGGCCCUGGGAAAUGGAACUUUUCGUCCACGGCUUCCCUUCUGACGUCGCCGCCCUCAGGUUCGAGUGGGCGUGGCAACACCCGAACUCCUCCCGCCGCCUCCUGGCCCCGCCCCCCCGCCGCCCGCGGGAGCAGCCAAUCAGCUUCGCCCUCCGCGUGCUGCCCCGCCUCCUUUGGGCCCCGCCCUGGUCCCGCCUCCCGCUGCGGAUUCGCUGGCUCCGCCCCCCGGGCCCCGCCCUCGAGCUGGCCCCGCCCAAUCACGUGGUGCAGGAGGAGGGGGCGGGGCCACCGCGCCUGAAAAGGAAAAAGGGGCGGAGCCAAAUGGCGGAAAUGGGCGGGGGGUGUGGCUUGUGUAAUGAGGAACAGGCCACACCCCUUCUGCGCUGUCCCCGCCCCCAGUGCAAUAUGGCCGCCCACCCGCCGUGCCUGGCCCGGCUCUUCCUGGCCCCGGAGCCGCUGCAGCUGCUGCCCGUGGGGGGAAACUGUCCCGGGUGCCACGCCCACCUCCUCUGGGGCGAUCUGAUUCGUCGCUGCUUGGGAGAGGCGGAGCCUGAAGAGGAGUGGGCGGAGCCAGAUGAUGUCAUCAUCCCAAGCUCCGCCCCCACGUGAAACCACACCCGCAAUUACAUUUUAAAUUAUUUACAAUAAAAUAACUUUUAAUUAA
Messenger RNA from Taeniopygia guttata (zebra finch), 867 nucleotides. RefSeq names its product SLX1 homolog B, structure-specific endonuclease subunit (gene SLX1B). Gene Ontology annotation, biological process: double-strand break repair via homologous recombination. Gene Ontology annotation, molecular function: 5'-flap endonuclease activity; crossover junction DNA endonuclease activity. NCBI's taxonomy places the organism in Eukaryota, Metazoa, Chordata, Aves, Passeriformes, Estrildidae. The record is from RefSeq and is a predicted model, not a curated record. Gene Ontology annotation, cellular component: Slx1-Slx4 complex.